Messenger RNA from Leptopilina boulardi, 7466 nucleotides. RefSeq names its product calpain-D (gene sol). Gene Ontology annotation, cellular component: cytoplasm. Bases 573 to 4679 code for a protein of 1368 amino acids. The record is from RefSeq and is a predicted model, not a curated record. The transcript has 10 exons. Gene Ontology annotation, biological process: proteolysis. Lineage: Eukaryota; Metazoa; Arthropoda; Insecta; Hymenoptera; Figitidae. Gene Ontology annotation, molecular function: calcium-dependent cysteine-type endopeptidase activity.
CAUUUGUUAGUUUGACAUUUAAACAAUAAAUUUAUUUACAUUUACAGUUUAUUCAUGUAUUUAAGUUUAUAACAACUAGAAGAAUUUAAAAAAUUUAAUAAAAUUUCAAAAGAGCAAUGUAAUUUUUAAAAAUUUCUUCAAUCAUUCAACUUUGAAUUACAAAAUUAAAGAAAAGUUGUUUCGAGAGAUCAUCAAGUACAUAAUAUAAAGUUUAAUUUCAAAAAUUAAGUGAAUGACGAAAAAAUGGCCUCCAGAGAACAUAUGGUAAAGGAUGGCGGGCCGUCAGUGCUCACCGUUAAAUUCUCUCAUGAACAUUGUUUCCGUCAAUUGUUAUUCAUCUCCUCGUUUUUCAUCGUUUUCACAACUCAAUAGUAUCAAUAAAUCGAUGAAAUUCAUUUGUGAAUAAAAUAAAGUUCGUGGCUGUUCCAACAGUGAAGAAAUUUGUGUUGGAGAUAGCGCUUAGCGACAAGCAGCAACAGAAUUGAGGACGGUGCUGUCAGCGCCAUUUGAAAAAAUUGAGCGAGAAGUCCAAAUCCGAGGAAUCGAGAAAGAGCCAUGUCUACGAAUGGAGAAUGGGCUCGAUUGCUUCGGUGCUUCAGUGGCAUUGCUCGGAGUGCUCUCUGAUAAAUCCGACCGAAAGCGCGCAAUGCGCCAGGUGCGGAUUAUCCCGAAUCCGAAGUGAUCAAUUUCAAACAUGGCAUAAUCAACCAACAAGCGAAUUUCACGCUAAUCCACGAAACAAUUCCAGAAACGAGUCACGCAACGAAAUCUCCUCAUCCCGUUCCUCGAGUCCUCCAACACCUCCGCCGCGGCUUCGUAAUCCUGGGAAUAAUUCACUUCCCGAAGUUCCAUUGUCCUUGAAGAAGUCGCGGCCACCGAUUCCUGCAACACGUCAAAUUUCACAAACUUUCCAUCCUCUCAGCAAGGAGAGAAAAGAAUCAAAGCCCAAUGUGAUAAAAAAGAGAAUACGCAGUCGCUCUUGGUCGGAAACAACGCGUGAGAUACGAAUUCUCAAGCGUUCAUCAUCGUUACCAUCGCUCGUCACCAAGUGGACCUGUAUUCGUUGUCUAUUGCGAAAUAAUCCAACGGCAACGGCAAUUUGCACUGCCUGCGAUGCAAGCUCAUUAAUUGAGACUCAUGGAAGGCAAAUUGGAGCAAGAAAAUGCAAAAGACUCGAGCCAAAUAAAAAUGGCAAUAGUCUAAAGCAAACAGGACGUUUGGAUCUUGUGACAAAAGUAACAACAGGUCUUGUAACACGUGUUCACGAUAGCAGUACAAAUACAUUAAAAAUAUCAAGCCGUGACAAAUAUCAAACACCUUCAUUGGAAAUGGCACAAUUGACCGGUGAAAGAACACGGAAUAAUCGUGAAGAAUGGACAUUACCAAACGAGAGAAUAGAUUCAUCAUCAUCGUACGUUGUUGAUAAUGUUGAUCCCUCUCAACGUUCACCAAAACGUCACAGUCCAUCAAUGUACGAGAGAGUUAAAUCCAAAGUAAGCCGUUCACUUUCAAAUGGUUCAGUUGUACAAAAACUCACCGACAAUGUUCUAUUGCGACCAACAAGUCUUAUUGUAUCCGAGGCACAUCAAGAUGACGCCCUAUGGAGCUGUGAUAAUUGUACCUUGAAUAAUGCUUCCGGUUUGGAGCAAUGUGAAGCAUGUGAUGCGCCACGUAGUCCAGCGCCUUGUAGCGGCGUUGUUAUUAGUGUUCCCGUAUGGGAUACAAGAGCAUUAUCAUCAGCGGGUCCUCUAUGCUAUCGAAGAUCAUUCUCGGAAAUUGAUGCCGUCACAACAAGUAUAAGUCAACGAAAAGUUGUGAAUCGCAGGAGCCUGAAUGAUAAGGAACCACCAGAAGUGCCACCACAUUCAGCUGCCUUCAAUUCUCGACCGAAAUAUUCAUACAUUGGAAUAACUGAUCCCGAUAUUCCUCCACCAUUACCAAAGAAACAAAGCAAUAAAUUAAAUCAUCAACGAGCCACAUCGCAAGCCGAGGCAUCAACAAGUCCCCUCGGUCAAUCAACUGCCAAUAACAGUCCUUUAAAACGAAUGUGGACAUGUCGAAAGUGUUCUUAUGCCUAUAAUCCCCUAUGGUCGGGUGGUUGUGACAUUUGUGGUUCAUCACGUUCACCACCAUCGUUAACGCAACCGAGUUUAAUCACAGUUACAAAAGAUAGUGUCAAUUCACGACAACAACAACAACAACAUUCACCAAUUGUUGUCUCUAGAGAUAGUGUUCGUUAUAUACCAUCGAGACCAGGUUAUUUCACUGAAUCUGAUUCUGACGACAUACAAGAAUUAGGUCCAGGUUGGACGUGUAAAAAAUGUACUCUAUUAAAUUCAGCGUCGAAAACAACAUGCGAAGCAUGCGGUGGAUCAAAAUUAAGAAGUGUCUCACAUUUAGAUGAUCCAACAUUGAGAAAAAGUGAAAGUUGGGUUUGUCAGUCAUGUACAUUGAGAAAUCCACUUACAGCAAUUACAUGCAAUGCUUGUAAAAAUCAAUCAUUCACCGAAACACGAGAAAAUAGAUUACUCUCGGCUCAAAGGAGUCCAAGUCCAAGACUCAAUUGUCCCACGCCUACUAGUCAAAAAGCUGUUACGCCAAGGCAUAGAAAUUCUGUCAAGAGAAAUGGUUCUGGAUUGGUUGAUAAAAAGUACAUUAGAACCAAGGAAUCCGGUAUUGCACAGUGGCAAUGUAAGCUGUGCACUUUUGAAAAUAAGAGCACACAUGGAAAUUGUGAAAUGUGUCAUAGCUCGAAAAUAUUGUCACAAAUGCCGAAUGAUAGACCACGACCCAGUGAGCCUGGUAACAAUACACUACGAAUACAGAGACAAGAAAGUGUUGUUAUGGAAAAUUUGCGAAAAAUCGAAGAAAGAGAAGCAUUGGAAAAAUGGGAGAGAAUAGUUUUAUAUUGUAAAGAGACGAAUGAACCAUUUGUUGACGAUUCAUUUCCACCGGCACCAAAAUCACUCUACUAUAAUCCAACCGAUACGAAGGAUAAUCACGUUGUUCAAUGGAGAAGGCCACAUCAAAUUAAUGUUGAUUCGAGUGUUGAUUCACGAUUGCCGUGGGCUGUUUUUCGUACACCAUUGCCCUCCGAUAUAUCGCAAGGUGUUUUGGGUAAUUGUUGGCUUCUAUCGGCAUUGGCAGUUCUUGCCGAGAGUGAUGAACUGGUAAAACGUGUUCUCGUCAUGCGUGAAACAUGUCCUGAGGGUGCAUAUCAAGUACGUCUAUGUAAAGAUGGUAAAUGGACAACAGUAUUGGUUGAUGAUUUAUUGCCAUGCGAUAAAAGAGGACAUCUUGUCUAUUCCCAAGCAAAGAGAAAACAACUUUGGGUGCCAUUGAUUGAGAAAGCGGUUGCUAAAAUUCAUGGAUGUUAUGAAGCACUUGUUUCGGGACGUGCAAUUGAGGGUCUUGCAACAUUAACGGGAGCACCAUGCGAGAGUGUUCCAUUGCAACCGUCAGCUUUGCCAAGUGAAGAUGAAUUGGAUAAGGAUUUAAUUUGGGCACAAUUAUUGUCGUCACGUCAGGCAAUGUUUUUAAUGGGUGCAAGUUGUGGUGGUGGUAAUAUGAAAGUUGAUGAGGAGGAAUAUCAGAGAAAAGGAUUGAGACCAAGGCACGCUUAUUCUGUUCUUGAUGUUCGCGAUGUACAGGGAAUAAGAUUGUUGAGAUUACGUAAUCCUUGGGGUCAUUAUAGUUGGAAGGGCGAUUGGUCCGAUGAUAGUCCAAUUUGGACGCCGCAAUUGCGUGAAAUGUUGAUGCCCCAUGGUGCUUCGGAUGGUGUAUUUUGGAUCUCGUUCGAUGAUGUACUUCGUUAUUUUGAUUGUAUUGAUAUUUGUAAAACAAGAGUUGGAUGGAGUGAAGUUAGAUUGAGAGGGACAUUGCCACCACUAUCGUCACUUAGGCAUUUGUCCUGUGUUCUUUUGACUGUACUUGAGCCAACUGAGACGGAAUUCACGCUCUUUCAGGAAGGCCAAAGAAACUCGGAGAAAUCACAACGUUCGCAAUUGGAUUUGUGUGUUGUUGUUUUUCGUACACGAUCGCCAGCGGCGCCGGAAGUUGGUCGAUUGGUCGAGCACAGUAAACGACAAGUUCGUGGUUUUGUUGGAUGUCAUAAAAUGUUGGAGAGAGAUUUGUAUAUUGUCGUUUGUCUUGCUUUUAAUCAUUGGCAUACUGGAAUGGAGGAUACGUCAAGUUAUCCAGAAUAUGUAUUGGCUAUUCACAGUUCAAAGAAAUUGUUGGUCGAACAAAUUUCUCCGCCAGCUUUUGUUUUGGCCGAUGCAAUAAUAAGUCUCACACUUGCCAAAGGACAACGACACGAGGGAAGAGAAGGAAUGACUGCCUAUUAUUUGACAAAAGGUUGGGCAGGUUUAGUUGUAAUGGUUGAAAAUCGUCAUGUGAAUAAAUGGAUUCAUGUGAAAUGUGAUUGUCACGAGAGUUACAAUGUUGUUUCUACUAGAGGACAACUGAGAACUGCUGACAGUGUUCCCCCUCUUCACAGACAAGUAAUAAUAGUACUAACGCAGCUAGAAGGAAGUGGUGGUUUCUCAAUAGCACAUCGAUUAACGCAUAGAUUAGCGAAUAGUGGCAAUUUACACGAUUGGGGUCCUCCGGACACGCAUCAUUGUCCACCGAUAGAUAUUCAAGUUGAAGGAUUACACAGUCCACGUUUAAUAACUUGAAUUUUUUCUUUAACUGCUUGAAGAGAGAAAAAAAAAUGGAGAGAAACCAAAGUUUACACUCACACACGAAAGGUAUAGAAAUUAUGGUAUUUUCACAAAAUUUUUGGGCACAAUUGAUUUAAAAAAAAAAAAAAAAAAUAUUGAUUUAGAGCUUGACUCCCAAAAAAAAAAAUGAUGAUUAUAUUAAAAUCACUUUUGGAGUUAAUCAGACAACAAUACAUACAUGGGUGAUAAAAGGAAUAUUCAAAGAGGGAGAGAGAGACAUCUUUUACCGAUAUAAAAAAAAAAACGAAACAAAUUAUUUUCUCAUCUAUAACGUUUAAGCAUGGCAAAAAAAAAUGAAUAAUAAACAAUUUAAAUACAAAGCAAAUGGCAUAAUGACAAAAUGUACAUCUGCAAAGUGAAAUCUCUAGGGAUCAUUAGAAAAAUGUGAUCAUUGGAAUUAUUGUUUUUUGGAAUUGCAUAGAGUAUAGAGAGUGAAAUCGAGGGAAAAUUUUCUUUCUUUUUGUUAUUUUUUGAGAAAAAAAAAACUAGAUAAAAAGAGUACCGAGAGUGGAGAACAAUUCCAAAAAAGAUCUCAGUAAUUGGUCUAUAGAUAUAAAAAAAAAAGCUUUGAUGCUUUUUGAAAAAAAGGCCUAAAUGAUCAAAUUAUGUAAUUUCUUGCCUAAAAUCUCAAUAACGAUAUUAUUUUUCACAUAUAACACAUUGAUAUUCAUAUUAGUAUUAAGGAUGACGUAGAUCUAAUUUUCAGUAAACUCCACUUGAAGUACGACAAUUGUUGUUUUAUAAUAAAUGUAAUCUCUGAAAGUUAGGGCAAAAUACUUUUCAAAAGCUGCCUUUUUGUGCCUGUGUCACUUUAAAUAUGAUUUCGGUUCGUGAAAGAAAAAAAUAUCUCAAAAAAAAAGAAUUCUUCUUUUACAAUAUUCGAAUUAAUCUUCUCUUUCUCUCUACACUUUCUUUUUCAAGAAAGACUAUUUUCCGAAAUACGUAUAUUUGUAAAUAAUCCUUUUUUUAAAAAUAAUAAUAACUAAUUUUUUAUUUAAAGAAAAAAUUUUUAAAUCCAAACGAAAUUUUUAAGUUAACUUUCAAAAAAUGGUAGAUGGUUAGAUGGUUCAAUUUUUUUUUAAUUUUAAUUUUCAACUGGUAAAGUCUAAGAAGAGAGAUGUUAAAUAAGUAUUUUUUUUCAAACUCAUUUUAUUCGAAAAUUCCCUUUAAAUUAUCAAAAAUCAAAAAAAGAAAUCAACAUUUUGAAAUCUAGUGAUUUAAUGAUUUGGAAUGGAAUUCCAAAUAAAACGAGUUUAAAAAAAAUGACACAUCUCUAAAGAUAGGGGGGAAAAAAAGAACGAAAAAACCUCAAUCAGGCCUAAUUUUUUCAAAUGUUCGGUAAAAUUUAACUUUUAACCGCAUUACAUUCGAAAGACGUAACCAAACACCGAAAAAAAGAAUAAUUACAUUUAGCAUUCAAGUAAGUUUCUGAAUUACAGUGGCCUUCGUUUUUUGAAAACAAAAAAAGAGAUAUUUAUGUAUAGUUGGAAUAAAGUGACACACCGACCUGGAAAAAAAAAUAAAACUCUGAAUAAAUUAAUGUAAUAAUGCGUAGAAAUAAAUGAAGAAAAAAAGAAAAUUAAUUAAAAAUAAAAAUCAUUGCUAUCGAUCUCUAUCGAAUCAAGUAAAAAGAAAAAAAAAACUAAAAGUAGUUUUCGGUUUUUUCUAAACUAGAAUAUAUUUGAGGGAAAAAAAAGGGCUAUGUAAUGAAAAAAUUCAGAAUUAUUGAGUUGACCACUCGUGCCAUACCAAAAUAGAAUUUAGACUUUAUCAAAUAGUAUUCGAUAAUAAUAAAACUUCAUAGUUGCGUAUUUCUUUCGCUACUUGUAAUGCAAAUUUUCACAGGAAUAUAUAAUAUAUAUAUAUAUAUAUAUCUAUUUUCCAUAUCGCAUGUGAUGAUAUUAAUGUAAAAUGUGUUCUCAAUAAUUCGGGGAACAAAUGUCUUUUACUUAGAAAUAAUUCAUAGAAAAAUUACGCUUUUUUUUUAUUUAGUUUUUAGACAAGAUUCUUUAUAUAAUUCUUUUUAAGUUUCUCUUGUUAAGUUUUUUUUUUCUUUCUUUUCUUUCUUUUAACGUUUACAUUUUUUUUAAACUACCAAAUAAAUUAACCAAUUAGUCAAUUAAAUUCAUUAGUUAAUUAAAAAAUCAGUUAGGUAAUUAAUAAAUCAAUUAGGCAAUUAAAUAAUUCAAUUAAUAAAUAAUUAAAUUAGGUAAUUAAAAAAUUAAUCAAUUAUGAUUAAUUGUUCUGUUAUUAAUUAUAUUAAUUAAAAAAAAGAAAAAAAUUCUCAAGACAUUUGUUUCCCAUUUAGUACAGUCACCACACAAAAGACUUGUGAUUUUAAUUUGAUAUAAUUUUAUUUGUUAUUAUUAUGUAACAUAUCGGGGAAUAAAAAUAUUAGUUAUUUCAUGUUUUUUGUGAAUGGUUGCUAUAAUUAAUGAUUGAAAAAAAAAAUACUAAAAAAACAAAUUAAAUGCACUAUGUAAAACUGAACCAAUAUAUAAUAGAUUUUUUGUACGUGUGUCUGAAUAUUUUACGCGAUUGUUUAUAUGGGUUUGAAUGCUUUAGAGAAUGAAAAAUCCGACAUGUAAAUAUAGGAAAAAAAAAAAAUUAUUUAUUCUAUUCGAAUUUUAAAAAUAAGGUUCUCGUGUACUGCUAUAUUGUGUUACAAAAUAAAAAAUAUACGCGUUAAUUUAUUCUUUAACGCGUCAAAAAAGAUAAAAUAAAAAAAAAAACAAAAAAAAA